UCUGACACAAACAGUGGGCCAAAGAAAAGGGAAGAGCAGGAGCAGCACUGUCCAGAACGAGUGGAAAAUCAAAGUGGGAGAGGACGAGGAGAAGUGUAAAGAAGACGAGACGGAGAGAGAGAAGGAGCCUCGGAGUCUGCACAAAGAUUGAACUGGAAAAAAGUUUGAAGCUGCCCAACAAAAGAAGAAAGGGGGGUUUGAAGCAGAGAGGGCCCCAACAUUUACAGAGGUAAGCAACUGGGAGCGGCUUGUUAGCCUUCCAUGGCUGUAGCUGCAUUUCAGAGAGAUCUAAUGGAGGGAUUGAGCUCCUAUUUCUGCCCUGUGAGUUCAUUUGUUACUAUAUAUUUCCUCUAUGCAAUGUGUGUGUGCGGUGAGUUAUGUGUGACAGAUGAAACGGGGACGGGGGGAGGAGUGAGUGUGUGUGCCAGACUGGGUGCAGGAUUCAGGGGUUGGUUGGAAACUCCAGAUGGGAUCUUAUAAGCGCGAAUGACCUUCCGUUUCAGUCAGUUGUUGUGCAGAUUUUACAUGAAAAGUUAGAGUUUUAGAUCCUGGGAGGACUGGGUCGCUACAGGACUUUGGAAAACUGGGGGAACAAAUUUCCUGUCUGACCUGCCAAGAGAUUAUAAAAAGUCUGGAGGACCCAUGGUGGAAUUAGAUCUGUGCUGGUAGGUGGUAAGUUAUACAGUAUACUCGGUGCAUAACUUAUAGUGAAAUGUAUGCAAAUGUAAGUACGUGAUUCUACAACGAGCUUCUAACUUUUGUAGCUCAAUGAAAGUCACAAUGUUACGAAUAUUCCUCACGACACAGAGAGCCAAUCAGAAGUUCCAGUCAGGCUUUUCUAACUUAAAUGUGUUUCGUUUGUAUUAUUGUUAUUUUUAAUUUAUUUACAUAUUCAGGAUACAGAGGCCCACCCCAGCCUUUUGGAGGAUGUUUGAAUUGAUCAUAAAGUCUAUGAAAUGAUAUUUGAAAGGCCUAUGGUGCACAGCACGCUUUCUCUUUUACAUAGACAGAUCAUAAUGCUUAUGAAGGGUAUAAAAUCACAUUUGAGAGGCAAGUAGAUUACAGCUAAGUGACUUGCUGGUGUACUAAGAGGGUAAAUCUCAUAUACAGUUGGGAUUAAAUUCCCCCAGGCACUUUGCUUGUGUCAUGAGAUCGGAGACUACUUAGUAAAACUUGCAGGAAUGCACCAAAUGAUUUGAUAUUAGGGAAGGCACAGCAGAGCUCCCCCACCCCCACUUUCCUCUGGAAACUCAGACACAGUACCCCGAGGAGACCACGGCAGCCAGGGGACAGGAAGUCCAGGUCAAGGGUUAAAAGUGAGGCGAUUCAUUAUUUUUUCUGACCUCCGGCAGAACACAGGGUUGUGUUCUCUAUCACAACCUCAGCGGCUGAGUAACACAACAGUAAGCUGAGGAAGAGCGAGGCAGGGAGAGGCAUGGCAUUAUGCUCCUACUGGAGCAUGUGAUGCCCCGUGAACAGCAGGAUGUGGAGGGAAAUCAUUGAAUCUAAUUGUGCCAGAGCCAUGGAGAGAUGGCUGCAGGGAGGAAAAACAGGCAUGAAGGCUGUGGGUGGGUGGAGUUCUGCUCCGUUUGAAACACCAGAAGGCAAAACUGCUACGUGCUUAAAUAUUUAACUGGAAAAGUUUCAGUUUUGGAAGUGGAACCAGACGAGCAUAAAGUCAUUCAAAUAUCUCAAGUACUUCAUGUCGAUCACUUCCUUUUGAGACAGACAGAACUUUGUACUUGUUUCUUUCCUAAAUGAGUGUGAAUGAUAGGAUGUGAUGACCUUUACCCCCUAUUGAUCUUAGAAUCAUGUUUCAAAGUUGGAUUGCUGGGAGAAGACACUCCUUGCUCACUGCUGUUGUUACGGUAUGCCUUGAUUUACUGUACACAUCAACUUCCAACAGCAGCUACAAGUCUUUAACGGGUCUAGAGAGCCUCCAUUAUAUGAGCGGCCAUUUAUCUGAGGGGAUAUCAGAUGCUCUCCGAUCACAGACACUCAAGUAGACAUACUGCACAAUAAAACAGUGAUUCCCAACCAGUGGUACUUGUACCCCAGGAGAUACUUCUGCAGUUGUACCCCAUACAUGCGAUUCAUUUUUCAUCAGUAAUCAAAUGUCCACUAUAAAAGUAAUUCAUAUUUGUGACUCUAAUUUGUCAAAGUGGGGUAAGUGAGUUCAUCUGUCAGUGGGGCAUCUCUCACAAGGAAAGGAUGCGAGGACGUGGUUUCCUAAUGGAUAUGUGGUUCUCCACUGACUCCCAUGUGGAGGGAUUUGUGAUGUUGGUUUUGAACUGAAUUAUGAAACAUAAUCACAUUUAUCAUGUGAGAACACAGUCUAUAAUAAUAAGACUCACAUACUGUACAUUCACUAACUGGGAUAGUUUCUGCUGAACUGAAAUACAGCUUCAUGGUCGAGAUUGUCACUCAAGGAAGGCUCAUUUUAUAAUACAUAUAUCAUAUUUUUGAUUUAAAUAACAUUUCAUAGUUGAUACAAAGCCCCAAAGACUUCAUUAGCAACACAUGAAAGCUGAUUACAGAAAGGUCAGUGUGCAGAUUAAAAAGAAGAGCGAUACCAUACUCUGAAGUAAUCACAUGCUCUUUACUCUCUCAGAGAACAGGAUGUCGACGCCACCAUCAGACAACAGCAGUGAAGAUGCCAGCAAUCGCAGCUUCUGGAUGCCUGGGAACUAUCAGCCCACUGUGAAGCGAACAGAAGAUGCCUUCCAGGCCUGCAAUGACAUAGUGGCGUGUUUCCAAGAGAGAGCUCGUGUGGAGAGGCAGUACGCCCAGCAGCUCAGUGAGUGGAGCAACAAGUGGAAGCCAGUAGUGGACUCCAGUCCUCUAUACGGAUCUCUUCUGAAGGCUUGGCAGUGUUUUCUGUCCUCUGCUGACCGGCUGGCCUCCUUACACGCCUCCAUCUGUCGCUCCCUGGUGUCGGAGGAUGGAGACAGGGUCAGGACCUGGCAGAAGGACACCUUCCACAAGAAGUUGUUUGGAGGCUUCAAGGAGUCCCAGGACAUUGAGACGGGCUUUACACGUGCUCAGAAGCCAUGGGCCAAACGACUUAAAAAGUUGGAUAAAGCCAGGAGGGCGUACCACAAAGUGAGCCGUAAGGAGCAGGCAGCCAGGGACCGAGAGGUACACAGUCAGGGAAACCCGGACGUCGCCAUCGACAAACAGAAGAAGAUCCAAGAGGAGAGAGAGCUGGCUCAACAGGAGGCUGAGAAGGUCCGUGCCCGCUAUGAAAAAGUCCUUGAGGAGGUGAACCGCUACGCUCCACGCUACAUGGAAGAGAUGGAGUCCAUCUUUGACCAAUCGCAGGACGAGGAGCGAAAGAGGAUUGUCUUCCUCAAACAGGCCUUUCUCUCCAUCCACAAACACCUGGACAUUACCAACAAUGAGAGUGUGAGGGUUGUGUACAAUGAGCUCCACAACACAUUGAUGACCAUCGAUGAGCAUGAGGACCUUCGCUGGUGGAAAAACACCAACGGGCCCGGCAUGCCCACCGACUGGCCUCACUUCCAGGAAUGGAUGCCCGAGAAGAAAAACAAAAAAGGGAAAAAAGAAGUCGAAAAGAAAGGAACAAUAGAGAGGAGUGUGAUUAUUGGAGGAGUGAGAGUAAGAGCUAUGUAUGACUAUGUUGGCCAGGAGACAGAUGAGCUGUCUUUUAAAGCAGGUGAGGAGUUUUUGAAGAUAGAGGAUGAGGAUGAUCAGGGCUGGUGUCGGGGGAUGAAGGACGACGGGUGUGAGGGGCUUUACCCAGCCAACUAUGUCGAGGUGGUGUAGUUUAGACUGAAAAUGAUAAUUCUUUCUACACCACAUGGUUAGUUUCACUGUGGAAAUCACAACCUGGUUUAACGUCUAAAUGUCGGAAACAUCAAAUCAAUGCUGUAAAGAGAAACACCAAGUAGCUCUUAGCCAAAGAUCUGGUCUACGAUGAGAGUAUGAUCACACUUAAAGAGGACAUUUUAGCAAACAGAUAUUUUGAAAAAACUAUCCAGGUUGUGUGAUCUCUCGAAGGAUUUUAAGAAAUGUUUUAAUAUAUACAGUAUGCGUAGACCACUUGUACUAAAGCCAUAUAAUAAACAAUGCUUUAAUGUUAAAAAGUGCUCUUAAGGUAUAUAACUAGCCAUUUGGUGCUGAAAUUGCAUUACGGGACUGCUUUUCCUUGAGCUGUUUUUAUUUCUUUACACCUCAACACAUUGCUAUUAAAAUGCUCACAAAGCCUCUCAUAUGAAGAAAGUAACUCGAAUACUGUGAUUCUAAAUAAUCGAAAGCAGCAAAGCACAAGUGGAGUUAGCUUGAUAGAAGUAGAUAACCACAAGACCUGUAUUUCUCUUCUGUUUUAUAAAGGAACAGUUUGACAUUUUUAGGAAUAUGGUUUGCUAUCAAAUAAAAAACAAUGAGAUGGGAAGAUUGAUUUUAGUUUCAUCUCUGUGUCAGGUACAGGGGAACUGCCUAUUUGAAAAGUUUGACAUGUGAAGCUAUAUAGCUCUAUAAGCAACCUGUUCUUACUCCCAACUCGUCAAACACUUGACGUCUGAUAAAAGGCCGCCUUUAUCGUCUGUAUGACCCCAAUGUUAACCCAUCCUCUUCAUUGUUAGAUGCUCUGAGCAGCUUACGUGGUGCGAAGCGUGAGAAAGUCCGUGAAGGGCGGGAGUAGAGGUUGGACAGGUCAAAGAAACACAUGACUUUCACCCAGCGGACCGUUCUUUGUUCCCCUUGUGAAACGUAUAUUGACACGCUGUCCCUGACACAUCCAAAACUUAUGCUAGAGGGUAGCGAGAGUGUCAUAGUUUAAAGCGUAGGGCCACUGACCAAGCGACGAGUUGGGAAGGAGAAUAUGUUGUUUUUGGUUCAGUCUCACCUCUCUUAUUGGUGUCAUUUUUAACCCCAGCAGGCAGCUGUUUUCAGCAGCAUAAAUAAGACAGCUUUGGAGUUCUGCGUACUUUGGGGUGGAUAAGGCUCAGAAGGAAGAGUGGAUUGUCAAUUACUUGCAGAGUUGGUGGUUCAAUCCAACACUGAAUCUCAAAAUUGCUCGUGAUAGUCAGAUCACUGCCUUGCAUGGACUCUCCACCACCAUAAAGCUGUGUGAAUGAGGGGCAAACUAUAAAGCAAUCUGCCAGCUACAGUAGAAAAGUGCUAUAUAAGUGGCAAGGCAAGGAGUUUCUUCCCGUUUCCAGUCUUUGUACUGAGCCAGGUCAUAUUAUCUAUGAACAUCUUAAGGCCAUACUUAUCUUAAUUUGAGGAUCAUCUAAGCAUUGAGAUGUUUCUGACAAACAGGGCCCAGGUCUGAUCAUGUCCCAGACAUAAAGCUAUCUCUGCACAGAAGGCUAAGAGAUUAAACUGAUAUUGCUCUUCUUCAUCACCAUCUCAGUUUGACGCCAAACAUUCAUAUUUCUUAACAUGUCAGACUGUUCCUUUUAAAUAAGUAUUGGGGAACAAAUAGUUUUCCUGUCCGUCUGUUGAUACUGUAGUAUGUGUGACGCUUAUCGUGGAGGGCAUCUUUACCAAAGUAAAGACACUGCUGCGUUUGCCUUCCCCUUGUCCUUUGCCUUC
This is a messenger RNA of Anarrhichthys ocellatus (wolf-eel), 5559 nucleotides long. Its product is annotated as protein kinase C and casein kinase substrate in neurons protein 2. NCBI's taxonomy places the organism in Eukaryota, Metazoa, Chordata, Actinopteri, Perciformes, Anarhichadidae. Bases 2593 to 3786 code for a protein of 397 amino acids. Gene Ontology annotation, biological process: regulation of endocytosis; plasma membrane tubulation; cytoskeleton organization. The record is from RefSeq and is a predicted model, not a curated record. The transcript is spliced from 9 exons. Gene Ontology annotation, cellular component: plasma membrane; cytoplasm; endosome. Gene Ontology annotation, molecular function: protein binding; phospholipid binding.